Molecule: messenger RNA, 3671 nt
Organism: Pectinophora gossypiella (pink bollworm)
Lineage: Eukaryota; Metazoa; Arthropoda; Insecta; Lepidoptera; Gelechiidae
Gene: Ibm1
Exons: 3
Coding region: 558-1217 (219 amino acids)
Source: RefSeq, a predicted model, not a curated record
UAUCCCUUAUUACACGAUUCGCUUCCGCGCCGGCCGCACGUUCUCUAGGCGUCAGCCGACCUCUGGCAGAGCGGAGUGCGAAGUGCUAGUUUGUUUACAACGUAGCGAUGCAUAGUGCGUUACUUAGCGCAAUUGUGUGAUCGACCGUUCGCCAGUUAUCACUAAAUUAUGAGUGAAUUAUGGACAAUACUCGUCUCGGAGUUUUUGCGUAAAAACUUUUUGUGAACUUUUGAGGUCAAACUGCACUUUAUGAUCUCAUUAGCACCAAAUCGAACUGUGAAAUUUUCUCUACAGUAAAACUUUGUGUGCCAUUUACACAAGUGUAAUUGUGUACAUUGAACUUUUAAAGACUUUCGCCCUGAAAAAAAUACUUGAAGAAAAUUAAAAAUAGUGAUUUACGAAUUUCGUCAAAAAUCUGCUUAAACUUUUAAAAAUUGAACUUUAAAGUAGAAAAAAAACUGCUGAAAAUCAUCAAGAAGAAGUAGCCGAGACUAUUGCAAAGCAACUGCAUCAACUUCUAACUUUUUGAAAAGAAAGAGAAAAAUUCCGAGAUAAAGAUGGCAAUAGCGUUCAACCUGCCGAGUGAGAGAGAGGCGAACGAGGAGAACUUCUCCAGGUUGAACCGCCUCCUCGCCGAGCUGUACGAAGUUCUGUGCCACAUCUUGGUAUCUCGUCAACCCGGUCAAGAAGUCCAUGAGAAUCGGCGAGAUCGACCAUAUUCCGAAUCCGACGUGGAGCGACCACCGCCGCAAACAACUCCGCAAUGCCGACGUUCAGCAUCUUCGCCUCCGCUCACCCUGACCCUCGACUCCGACCUCGACGACGACGUCUUCAUAAGCCCGAGGACCGACAACGGGAACGACCCAUUUUCCACUAGGAAUCUGGAGAUAUUCGGCGUAGGAAGCCCUAGGACUCCAGCUGGCGUGCUAUUGAGUCCGAGGCGAGAGAGGACGUUUACAUUCUCUGUGACCAGCGAGAAGCACUGGCGCGACAAGGGUGGAACGGGCGCUGCCGACGCCACUGAUGCAGCUAGCGACGAAAAUGAUGCUGACGUGACCGACGCGGCGUCGCCUGAAGACUCAUCUGUGACGUCAGACAAAGACAAUUCUUCUGAGAGCUCCAUUUUCUCGUCGAUCAUACCCGACAAGGUAUCCGGAUCAAUCUGCACUGCGAUUCUCUUGAUGCUUGGCUGGAAACUCUUGUCCCACAAACGAUGAACGCCAUACGAGUACUUUUAGUGGGUAUUUCACCCGAAACGAAUUAGCGUGCUACGAAUAAUUCACACAUUAUUCGAAGCUACGCAUUGAUAUUUCUCUCUAAGAAACUGUAUUAUUAAAGGGCUCAAAUAACCCUACUGUUUAACCCGUAGACGUAUUAACACGCAACUUUAAAUUAUAAAGCUGCGUGCAAUUAAUAUCUGUCUGUUAUCAAACGCACAUUUUAUAUAUAAGUAUUCUUAUUAUAUACGAAACGUAGACGUAUUCUUUAAGGAAAUAUUCGAUUAAAGUAAAACGAAAAUUUGUGCUCGGCCUAUUGUAGACAUUGAAGUUCGAUUGCUGCUUUAUCCAAGUUAUUAUAGUAGGCUCUAGCUUGUAGUAAUUAUUACCCAAUAGGUAGGUUUGUUUAAGGUAAUAAAUACGACUAAGUCGAUUUGGUAAGAUAACUCUGCCUCGUCCUCGACAUUAUUCAUAGCUCCAACAAGGGCGCAUGACGUAGUCAGCGCGGAGCAUUAGAAUUUCGAUUGGGUUGCGAAAGGCUGAAAACGAAACGAUAUUAUGAAAAGACAAUGUUUAAAUACAUUUUGUACUGAUUGGAAAAGGACCUACAAGUAAGUUUUUAACUUGAAUGCGUUCAUAAAACGCAAAAGAAAUUCUAAAAUGAUUUUUAUACGAAACUUUUUAUAGGGUAAGAUGUAUUACAUCAAUAGGAUCCUGUUAGUAGAUAUUGCUUACCUGGAUGUUUUAUAUCAUAACUUUUGAAUGUCAAUUUUACAUUCCGCUUUCGGUGUUAAAAUAUAACCAUAGAUUUAAAUACAGUUUACAUCAAAAUAUACACAUACAUAAUAAUAAACCGUAGCAACUUCUUCUUAGAAAACUGUCUGAAACUUUUAUCAUUAAUGGACUAGUUAUAUAAAAGAGAAAAAAAAGAUAAAGAUUUUAUUUUCAUUAUAAUAAAGUCCGUGUCCCCAUAAAUUGUUCCAAAGAGAGCAGCCUAAAAAUUAUCAUCGAUUGAUCUCAUUUUAUUAUUUUUGUAAUAAAAAUGUUUAUUUUAGAAUUAAUAUUUAUGCGUAGGCCAUUUUGAGUAGAGAUCGUGCCAAGUUGUUUGAGAUGGAGAUUUUAUCAGAGAGGGUCUAUUUUAAUAUCAUGAUUUGAUAAGUUCUUGUAAAUAAUUUCGAUUAAGCGUGAUUCAUAGCUCUGUCAUUUCUGUUUCAUAAACAAUUUAUCACGAGGAGUUGGCUAUUAAAUUCAUAAUACUUAGCCAUUCAAUAUUUAAGACAAGUCCUUUGUUUCUUUUUUAUACAAUAUAAAUUAAACGAAAGCUGAUAUUCAUUGUCAUAUUCUAUACCUUCAUUAGAUACGUAUCUACUGGAUUAUCCAGUUCCGUAAAAUAAAAAAGUUGGGUUUGUAACGAAGUGAGAAUUUUAAGUGCGAUUGCGAAUGUUUAUGCGAAAGCGAAUGUGUCAACCUGCCCUUGCGAAGAAUGUGUUUAAAGUGCAUUAUCUCUAUAUUUUAGGACUUUUUAUUUGUACUUGAAUAAUUGUGGAUUCUAAUUAGUUUAGUAUUUGGAAAGGUAAUGCAGUUUCAACAUUGUUUUGACCAUGCUUUGCGAAACGUUACAACCCAAAACAACAUCUUUUUUAUUCCAUUGCAUAAUAUAAAUUGGAAUUUGAAUAAAAACGAUGAUAAUGGAACUGGAUUAUCCUUAGAUUUUUUCUUCAAAAUUCUAAUUAGAAAAAUCUGUGCUUACAGUUUUUCAGUGGCACACGGUCUACUCCAGACACUGUGUUUAGAGAAGCAGUCUUCUGAACUAGUUGUUCAAAUCCUCAAGUCACGCAGCAGAAAUGAUAUGAGCUUUAAUAGUUUAUUAUAGUUAUGUAAAUGUACAUACUCUUAGUUUGUGCUAGCUGUCUACUCGUAGCAAUAAGGUUCUGAGGCUCCUAAAAUUAUCUUACUGGAUUCCCAGGCAGCUAACACCUUUGGAAAUGUAACCAUUAUGAAAAUUGUAUUAUUAACACCUAAAUUGAACGAAGCCUUCUUAAGAUUCGAAAUGUUAAUUAAGUACCUACUUUAUUUGUAAUUUGGUUUUGAUUUUCAUUAUAACACAAUACAUUAAUAGACCACCUGAAAAAUUGCCAAUAGAAUAGAUCGAUAUAGUUUUUCAGUAGAUUUCAUCAUAAUUGUGUAUUUUUGGAAGUCUGAUAUAUUAAAAGGUCCAGUGGGAACAAAGUAUUUGGGAACAACUUUCUGUUUAUAUUUUAAUCGAUAUAAUUUUAGUUAUUUAUUUUAAGAAGUUACAAAUUUAGGAAGGAUGUGUUCAAAUGUGAUAUUUAUUUAAGAAAAUUAUUGAAUAAAAAGAAGUUUUCCUAAUGAUCUCUUGGAAACUCUUAUUUGCUGAAUAAUUUUUGCUGUUUGUGCUAACGAACAUAAUUUUUAUCUUAUAAAUUUAGUUUU